GUAAUGGAGGUUUUGGAAAUUUUCUGGCAAAACUUCUGGCAAGGAUUGUGGCUAUCUCCGGCGGCCUCACACCAAUAUGACAGCACCACUGCGUUCUACACACUCAAAGCUAACUCUCAGAAGCAAUUUGGGAAGAAAUGGUGAAGAAUUGGGUAGGAAGAGGUGGUCCUUAUAUAGCCUUAGUGAAGAGGAAACAGACACGGUGAUGACCUCCUUUCGACUGUUUCGGAGGCUGAGUGGAGUGGGCUGCUAUCUUCUCCGAUUCUAAACUUUUAACAUCAAUUUAAUGAUUUAUGAUUCUUGGUUCUUCAAGCAUGUCCAACACAAAACGCAACCAAACGACCGUUUAUGAACAUAGAAACGAUCUAUACAAACAUUCUAGUCAUUAGAUAUAUCUACGGGCUUACCUCGAAGCGUAAUGGAGGUUUUGGAAAUUUUCCGGCGAAACUUCCGGUUGAGAUAGGGGAUACUAAGGCCACCCGGAAGUUGGACAUGGAGUUCGUUGUAGUGGGGAUAAUCUCCAAUACCAACAUCAUUCUGGGCAGACCCGGAUUAGAAGAUUUGGAGUGUGUCAUCUCACCUCGUCACCUAUGCAUAAAGUUCCCAACUCCCCAUGGAGUUGGAAUUGCCAGGGGAUCCCAGAGGGUGUCCCGGGCGUGGUAUUUGAAGGCAACUAAACAGCCUAUCAAAUACGACACCCAAGUGGGGGAGGUGACCACACAUCUGUUAAGGACUGAGGAGAGACGUCCCAGAGUAGAAGUUGCAGGAAACAUUGAGGAGGUUGAACUGGAGCCGGGCACGCCGGGAAGGUUGGUCACAAUUGGAAAGGACCUGGGGGCUAAACUCAAGUCGCAGGUGAUCUCUGUUCUUAGGAGGUUCAGGAAGGUCUUUGCAUGGAGUCCAGCUGAUAUGCCAGGGCUGGAUCACAAGAUUGCAGUCCAUCGCCUCAAUGUAUUGCGAGGUGCUAAACCGGUAAAACAGAAACGGAGGCAUUUGUCGCAGGAAAGGAGAGAUUUCGUGAAGAAGGAGGUAGCAACCUUGCAAAUCAUUGGACACAUCUGGGAGGGUGGAAAAUUCCUCGGGCAUAUGGUUAGCCGGAGAGGGAUUGAGGCAAACCCGGAAAAGGUUAGGGCCAUCAUGGAGAUGGAACCACCGAAGACGGCGAAGGAAGUCCAGCGGCUGACAGGGAGACUAACGGCUUUGAAUCGUUUCCUUUCAAAGCUGGCAGAGAAGGCGCACCCAUUCUUCACUAUAAUCAAGAAGAGGGCGACCUUUAAGUGGACGCAAGAAUGUCAAGUAGCAUUCGAAGAGCUGAAGAGAUAUCUGGCAAGUCCCCCGGUUUUGUCCGAACCGGAACCCGGAGAUGUCCUGACCUUAUACUUAGCGAUUGCAGAAUGUGCCAUCAGUACUGUGAUUGUGAGGGAAGAGAAUGGGGCCCAGCAUCCGGUCUACUAUGUCAGUAAGACCUUGAGAGAUGCAAAGUUAAGGUAUUCCCACCUAGAAAAGGCCAUGUUAGCGGUCUUCUGGACGGCAAAGAGAUUAACCCCGUACUUUCAAGCUCACCAGGUUGUGGUCCUCACCAAUGAGCCUUUGGCGUCACUUACCCGAAGCCUGGCGGCAUCUGCCCGGAUUACCAAGUGGGCGGUCUUCAUCAGUCAGUACAAUGUGGAGUUCAGGCCGCGUCCAUCAAUCAAAGGGCAGGCGCUCGCCGAUUUUCAGGUUGAGUGUACCGCUAGGGAGAUGACAAGAGCCCGGGUUGAGACCCGGGUAGAAGAUGAUUGGUGGGUGAUGAGCAUUGACGGAUCUUCUGGGUCCCGGUCCUGUGGAGCAGGUAUUGUUCUGAUUACUCCGGAAAAUUUCUGGAUAUACUACGCUAUCAGAUUUCAGUUCCGCGUGUCCAACAAUGAAGCUGAAUAUGAGGCCCUGAUCAAUGGACUGAAGAUUCUCCGCAACCUAGGGGUGUCCAGGGUUCAGGUAUAUAGCGACUCCCGCUUAGUUGUAGGACAAAUUAGUGGAGAGUUCGAAGCAAAUGAAGAAAGAAUGAAGAGAUAUCGAGAUUUGUCUUUGGAAAUGUUGGGAAGGUUAGCCAGAUACAUUGAGGAUGGCGUAGCCCUAGAAGAUUCCCAAGAAGCACGUUUGCUGCGAAUGAGGGCACCCACCUACAAGGUGCAGGAUGGAAUCCUUUAUAAGCGGUCUUACAAUGGUGUUUUACUCCGAUGUCUUAGGGCAGCUGAGGCAAAAGCGCUUGUGGAAGAAAUACAUGAAGGAGUGUGUGCCGCACAUCAAGGCCCAUACUCUAUAUCUAGAAGGGCGAUAAUCCAGGGAUAUUUCUGGGCAACGAUGAGGAAGGAUUGUGAGGAGUAUGUGCGCAAGUGCCUAACUUGUCAGCAGUUCCAGAAUAUGCCCGGAAGGCCGGCCACAAACUACACGCCCAUCAGUUCGGUAAUCCCUUUCUCUAGGUGGGGAAUCCACAUUGUGGGCGCCCUGGAGAAAGGAGUUGGACAGGCAAGAUGGAUAGUGGUGGCCAUAGAUUAUUUCACCAAGUGGGUAGAGGCUGAGCCACUUGCGGGGAUCACAGGGAAGCAAAUGAUUGACUUCGUGGGAACCAAUAUGCUUUGUAGGUUUGGGGUCCCAAAGCAGAUUAUAUCCGACAAUGGAACCCAGUUUGAGGAGACGGAGUUCCAGGAUUUCCUCAAAACUUGGGGGAUUCAGCAUACAAAGGUAUUUGUAGCCUAUCCCCAGGCUAAUGCCCGGGCACCAGCUGAGACGGUGAUCCCAACCAGGAGAGAGAUGGAAUAUGAGCCGGAAGUGAACGAACAAAAUCAGGCUAUAGAGCUGAACUUCGUAGAGGAACGAAGGGAUGAAGCGCGGAUCCGGGCAGAGAAUUACCGUCGCCAGGCUGCUGCCCAUAUGACUGCUGAGGGGAGGGAGAACCCUGGGAGGAAGGCCUCACACAGGAGACCAGCCGGAUGGCUCUUGAAUGAGGAUUGCGUCUCUUCUGUGGGCGGGAUGUACCAGGACAGCCAGAAGAGACUUCCGUCUUGGCACCGUCUGGGAGCACGCUGGAAUCCGGGAGAAUUCCCCUUGAUCUUUGUUGGGGAGGGUGGAGAUGGUUCUCCCCCCGGGGCAAGGGAGAAGUCACUGACUGUUCGGAGGCGAGUGAAGGCCCAGAAGAGAGUUCAGGUGUUGGGGCUCCAAGUGAGGGAAAUGCCAAGGAAGAAGAAUCGGAAAUAGUUAGAUCAAUAAAGACAACUAUGUUGG
Cuscuta campestris is the source of this 3261-nucleotide messenger RNA. The record is from the annotation of a GenBank genome assembly. Lineage: Eukaryota; Viridiplantae; Streptophyta; Magnoliopsida; Solanales; Convolvulaceae.